Paramecium pentaurelia is the source of this 686-nucleotide messenger RNA. NCBI's taxonomy places the organism in Eukaryota, Ciliophora, Oligohymenophorea, Peniculida, Parameciidae. The record is from the annotation of a GenBank genome assembly.
AAUGAAGCACAAUUAACAACUCCCUAAUGCCCAUUUAAGAAAACAUUGGACAAGAUUUGUAAAGACAUAUUACAAUCAACCAGCUGCCAAGAGAAGAAGAUAAUAAAGAAGAUAAGCUAAUGCAUUAAGUAAAUAAUUAUUUUAUUAAUUCUCUAUAGGAGCUUCUCCAAGACCAGUUGAAUUACUUAGACCAGUUGUAAGAGGCCAAACAAUUAAAUAUAAUGGAGUUUAGAAAUUGGGAAGAGGAUUCUCACUUAUUGAAUUGAAAGAAGCAGGUCUUAAUGCUUAAGUCGCCAGAACUGUAGGAAUUGCAGUUGAUCACAGAAGAAGAAACAAUAGCUAAGAAGAAUUGGCAGUUAAUGUUAAAAGAAUUAAGGCAUAUUUAUCAAAAUUAGUCUUAUUCCCAAGAGUUGCUGGUAAACCAAAGAAUGGAGUUGUUAAAGACUCAGCAAAUGAUGUUAUUAAUAAAGCAUACACAUAGAAUACUAAUCCAGAGGUAUAUAUCAUAUAAAUACUUUUCAGGUUAUUACAUUCUAAAGAACUCCAAAGAGAGAGAAAGCCACAGUAAUCUCAAAAGAAUUAAGAUCUAAGAAUAUUUAUAGAAGAUUAAGAUAAGAAUGGUACAAUGCUAAAUUCGUUGGAGUUAAGGAAAAGAGAAAGUAAGCUAAAGAAACCAAGAAAUGAUU